CAGGACAACGCCCGCGGGGAGCCUUUGUCCGCACAGGCGGCGGCGGCGCGGGGCUGAGCGGGGCCGGGAUCCGGAGCGGGAUCCGGAUUAACACCGGGAUCCGAAUCCGGAUCCGAUAUCGGGCCCGGCAGCGGCCCCCGGGGCUGGCGGCGGCGCUGCCCUGCCCUGCUGCCGCACUAUGACUCUGGAGGGGCUGCCUGGCGAGCACCGCACGGCCGGCAGGAUGGAGCAGGCGGGGGACGCGCUGGAGGAGGUGCUGAGCAAGGCGCUGAGCCAGCGGAGCCUCACCCUGGGCGUCUACGAGGCGGCCAAACUGCUCAACGUGGACCCGGAUAACGUGGUGCUGUGCCUGCUGGCGGCGGACGAGGAGGAAGCGGAGGACGCGGCGCUGCAGAUCCACUUCACCCUCAUCCAGGCUUUCUGCUGCGAGAACGACAUCAACAUCCUGCGGGUCAGCAACCCGGCCCGCCUGGCGCAGCUCCUGCUGCCCCACACCGCCACCGAGCCCCCCACCGACCUCCACUGCGUCCUGGUCACGAACCCCCACGCGUCCCAGUGGAAGGACCCGGCGCUGAGUCAGCUCAUGUGCUUCUGCCGGGAGCGGCGCUACGCCGACCAGUGGGUGCCGGUCAUCAACCUCCCCGAGCGGUGACGGCGCCGUGCCGGGGUCGGUGGGAUGCUUUCCGUGCGUUGGCGCUUAGCUCAGGAAGGAAAAAUUCCCCCCUGCCCUCGUGCGAGGGCGCAGCAGGGGAAGGGGAGGGGGGGGGGAUAAAGGUUUUAACAAAAAAAAAAAAAAAUCAUCAAAAAAAAAAAAAAAAGGAUUUAAAAACGUCCAGGGGUUGAGCUGCGUGGGAUGGAGGACGAGCGACGCGGCCGGGAAGCGAAGGGAAGGAGCCUGGGAGGAGCCGGAGCCUGCCCCAGGAGGGAGGACGCCGCCGAACGCCCCUCGAGGUUCCCAAAAGUGCGACCCGCAGGUUGUGGCUCGGCUCCGCGAGGAGCUCAGCGGUGAAUCGGGACGCUUCGCAGCCGAUUUUUAGCGUAUUUUUGGGAUGUUCAGUCUCGAGUUUUUAAUGCUAAGAUAUAGAGUAAGUUAUUUUAUGAUAUUGACUUUAAAAAAAAAAAAGUUAUUUAUACCCUGCGGUCUCGGAAGCAGGCACCCCUGCAGGUCCUGGCCAACGCCACCUCUUAGCAGGAGGCUGCUGAGAGCUGCCCCACUGGCGGUGUUGGAAAGUGGAUAAUGCUUUGUUCUGGGGUGUUUUUUUCUUCUUUUUUUGUUGUUUUUUGUUUUUUUUUUUUGGAAUAAAGUUGACUCUCGGAUCCUC
Molecule: messenger RNA, 1322 nt
Organism: Anas platyrhynchos (mallard)
Lineage: Eukaryota; Metazoa; Chordata; Aves; Anseriformes; Anatidae
Gene: GADD45A
Product: growth arrest and DNA damage inducible alpha
Biological process (GO): regulation of cell cycle
Cellular component (GO): nucleus; cytoplasm
Source: RefSeq, a predicted model, not a curated record